AGCACUUUGCUUCCACUGUUUUAUAAGCUGCAUUUGCAUUUCAAAAGAUUCCAACAUGCGUUACGAUAAUGAUAUGCACCACUGCAAAUGGGUAACAGACAUUUGUUCCCAAUAUUUUACAUGGUGCUAAGAAUGUCUCCAGUUGUUCAUGUGAUUCUCACCUCUUCGUAUCUUAAAGUGUUAAGUAUAAGCAAGAGAAACAAUUUUAAAGUAAUAAGAUUAUAAAAAAUAAUUGGAUCAAAUACAUUGAGAUUAUAAUUUUAAAGAAAGUAGAAGAAAUGUAUACUAUCUCGCAUGUUGUAAUAGCAUGGCUCACUUUCGUUGUUCUCCCAAGCGUCAAUGGCUUUGGAUACAGUAAAAGAGAACAGCACUUGUGGCCGCAGAAGCAUAAAUUAUGUGCGGGAAAGCUGCAAUCACCGGUGGCUAUAUCUACGUCCAAAGCGAUUCCUCUACCACUUCCAGCGCUCGAAAUGAUCGGCUAUCAUGAUUUUCUCCCGACGCCACAGAUUUUGACAAAUAAUGGACAAACCGUUAAGCUUACCGUGAGCAAGAAUGCGACACGGGAACGAUUACCGUACAUAUUCGGUGCUACAUUGAAACAAAAUCAACAUUAUGAAAUGGAACAACUGCACUUUCACUGGGGUAUAAAAAAUAAUAGGGGUGCCGAACACGUAUUAAAUGGUGUGAGAUAUCCAAUGGAAAUGCAUAUUGUGCACCGCAAUGUGGCAUACUCGAAUCUUUCACAGGCCACACAGCACGAGGAUGGUGUGGUCGUGGUAGCCGUUUUUUUUCAUUUGCAAGAUGAACACAACGAGUUCUUCCAGGCUCUCGCGAGCAAAUUAGCAGGCGUGCAAUGGGCGCGUACAGAGCUACCAGUCAAUAUGUCUAUAACUCUAAUGUCUCUGAUACCAUCAAACACUGAUGUUUUUUACACUUACAAAGGAUCUUUUACAACACCGCCUUGCAGUGAAGUAGUCACCUGGAUAGUCUUUGCUACCCCAGUCCCGAUAUCUUUCCGUCAAAUGAACACGUUCCGGGUACUUUCAAAUGGUGAGGAAACAUUAGGAGACAAUUUUAGGCGCCUACAAGAUAUCGGUCAACGUAAGAUAUAUAUUAGAAGAUUAUAUUCAGCAUUCUCGAACAAAUACAAUGAUUCACGAUUGAAUUUGACAAAUUUAAGUUGGUUUUGGUUGUAACAUGUUUGAUAAAGAUAGGGUGAGCUCUAUUUUUAUCCAUUAUAGUUACAAUAAAAAUUACAAAAGUUAUUGUUAUUGC
This is a messenger RNA of Ooceraea biroi (clonal raider ant), 1275 nucleotides long. RefSeq names its product Carbonic anhydrase 9. Gene Ontology annotation, molecular function: zinc ion binding; carbonate dehydratase activity. The record is from RefSeq and is a predicted model, not a curated record. Lineage: Eukaryota; Metazoa; Arthropoda; Insecta; Hymenoptera; Formicidae. Gene Ontology annotation, cellular component: cytoplasm.